UCUUGCCUCGCUCAUUCCAACAUCUGUUACUAUCAAAGGUCAGGUAAACAUCAACGAUCAAGAACCAGCAUGGCGUCAUCCACCAACACCAAAACCCUCACAGCUGCCUGUCACUGUCGUGAUGUCCACUUUAACAUCACCAUACCCAAGGCCAACUUACCCCUAGAUGUCCACCUAUGCCACUGCAGCCUAUGCCGCUAUACCCAUGGUACCUUCUGCACCUUCCAUGCCAACCUUCCCGAGGGCGUAGAGCCCGAGUUCAUCUCACCGUCCACCAUGAGCAACCUCACUCCCUACACCCAUCCCCAGGGCCACUCAAUUGGAUAUUUCUGCUCAACAUGCGGCUGCAACAUCGGCUGUCAGGACUCAGUCUGGGUCAUCUCGUCCGCUAUAUUCGACGCCAAUCGCGACGACGCAAUCUGGAAGAUCAACGAACACAUAUUCGCCUCGUCUGCCCCUUCGGGCGACCUCGCUAGAUUGCUCCCACAUGUGGGGCCCCAUCGACUCCAUGUCUCCCAUGACCCAGCGAGUAUCUCGUCCAAGAAACAAGCGACAGUUGAAAGAUACGAGAACGAGGUCCUGCGCGCGGAAUGCCACUGCGGCGGCGUCUCCUUCGACAUCGCUCGCCCAAGCAAAGAGUUUACUGAAGAUCCCGCAAACAGCUACUGGGUCCCGCCGGGAGAGGCACAUAAGUGGCAUGCCGUGAUUGAAGUCUGCGACGACUGUCGGCUCGUCAAUGGUGCUAAUCUCGCGGGUUGGGUCUUUGUCCCUACUGAUCAUAUGUCCCCUCGCCCUGAGGAGAAUCUGGCCCUCGGGACAUCGAAGACCUAUCAGUCUAGCGAGGGUGUGCUCCGGUCUUUUUGUGGUCGAUGCGGUGCGACUGUUUUCUAUGGUUGCGUUGAUCGGCCGCAUAUCUUGGAUGUGUCUGUUGGGAUUCUUCGCGCGCCGGAGGGGGUCAUGGCGACGAAAUGGGCUGCUUGGAAAAUGGCGAAUAUCGGGCGGGAAGAUGGAAGGCGUUAUGAUGCUGAGUUUACAAAAGCGCUGAUCGAGGGGGUGGAUGAUUGGGUAAAGAAGAACGACCAGACGACAGUGGACAAGGUGUAGAACUGGUGAAGGGAUGUAUUGGCUUGAGAGCCCCGCUUGUCGUCCUGUUUGUGCUAUUGUUGAUGACUCUCAAUGCCUUGCUCACAGCCUACUAGUGGCAAUUCCAGAUAGGCAAACUAAAC
Messenger RNA from Aspergillus candidus, 1226 nucleotides. Its product is annotated as GFA family protein. The transcript has a single exon. NCBI's taxonomy places the organism in Eukaryota, Fungi, Ascomycota, Eurotiomycetes, Eurotiales, Aspergillaceae. The coding region runs from base 70 to 1104 and encodes 344 amino acids. Gene Ontology annotation, molecular function: carbon-sulfur lyase activity. The record is from RefSeq and is a predicted model, not a curated record.